Messenger RNA from Durotheca rogersii, 3030 nucleotides. Its product is annotated as Adaptor protein complex AP-3 delta subunit. Lineage: Eukaryota; Fungi; Ascomycota; Sordariomycetes; Xylariales; Xylariaceae. The coding region runs from base 1 to 3030 and encodes 1009 amino acids. Gene Ontology annotation, cellular component: endosome membrane; AP-3 adaptor complex; membrane coat. Gene Ontology annotation, biological process: Golgi to vacuole transport; protein targeting to vacuole. The record is from RefSeq and is a predicted model, not a curated record. The transcript has 7 exons.
AUGUACGUGGCCCGGAAGUCGUUAUACGACCUCAUCCGAGGCCUGAGAAAUCACAAAGGCAACGAGAAGGAAUAUGUGCAGAAUUGCCUGAAAGAAUGCCGUGCCGAAAUCCGAAGCCAGGACUUAGAUCUCAAGGCGACUUCCCUGCUGAAGCUGAUAUACCUGGAAAUGUUCGGCCAUGACAUGUCGUGGGCUUCCUUCAACGUUGUCGAGGUCAUGGCCUCCGCGAAAUACCACCAAAAGCGAGUUGGCUAUCUCGGUGCCAUCCAGAGUUUCGGUCCCAACACCGAGGUCCUCAUGCUAGCGACAAACCUUCUCAAGAAGGAUUUGACCGCAGCCUCGACGACUACCAUCGCUCUGCCGAUCGUGACCCUUCCACAUGUCAUCACCCCGUCUCUCGCGCUCUCCGUCCUACCCGACCUUCUACCACGGCUCAACCACACUCACCCUGCCAUCCGCAAGAAGACUAUCGUCACAUUAUACAGGCUUGCCCUGGUUUAUCCCGAAACUCUACGUGCGGCGUGGCCGAGAAUCAAAGAGAGGCUUAUGGACAGGGCCGAGCACCCGAGCGUAACUGCGGCGAUAAUCAACGUCAUAUGCGAACUUGGAUGGCGCCGGCCACAUGACUUUCUUCCGCUUGCGCCCCGGUUAUUCGAAUUGUUGGUUGAUAGCGGUAACAAUUGGAUGGCAAUAAAACUAAUCAAGCUAUUCGCCAUAUUGACACCUCUUGAACCGAGACUGGUUCGGAAACUGCUGCCGCCGUUAAUGGAGAUCAUUCAGACCACCCAUGCGAUGUCACUGCUAUAUGAAUGCAUAAGCGGGAUUAUCCAGGGCGGUAUACUUGGUAGCGGCGAGGAUGCGGAGGGAAAAGAAGAAAUCGCAUCUCUCUGCGUCAACAAACUCCGAGGCAUGAUUAUGGUAGAUGGUGAUCCGAACUUGAAAUAUGUGGCCCUGCUGGCGUUCAACAAGAUAGUCCUCACUCACCCGUGGCUCGUGGCGCAGCAGGAAGAUGUCAUUCUGGAAUGCAUAGACAGUACUGAUGUCUCCAUUCGUAUAAAGGCAUUGGAUCUGGUGCAGGGUAUGGUCAGUAGCGAAAAUAUAGUCUCUAUUGUCAGUCGCCUUAUGAGGCAACUGAAGGCGUCUUCCUUGGGAGACCGGGGGGAUUCCGAGGAUGAAGACUUGGAGAGGACAAUCAAUUCUGCACCCAAACCGCCAAACCCGACCCUUCCACUCCCGGAUGACUACAAGGUUGAUGUGAUCAGCAGGAUAUUGAAUAUGUGCUCUCAAAACAACUACGAUCAUCUAACCGACUUCGAGUGGUACAUUGAUAUUCUGACCCAACUUGUCCGGACCGCCCCGAUACCACGGCCCAUUAGCGACGUAGACUCCCUUCCUCGACGCGCGACAUUGAGCGAAGGUGAUAUCUCGGAGAGGAUAGGGAACGAGCUGCGAAAUAUUGCCGUCAAGGUCCAGGCUCUUCGCCCCUCCUGUGUUCGAGCCGUCGAGGAAAUCCUGUCCCAAUUAAAUAACGACGCACCGGUUGGGCACCAUAUCGUUGCCGGUGCACUCAAACCGGUCGCUUGGAUCGUCGGGGAAUUUGCUUCCGAAUUAUCCUCACCAGAUGAUAUUCUCGGCGUUUUGCUGCAACUCGUCCCAAAAGCCUCUUCCCCGGAGUCUCUAGCGGCCUGUCUUCAAGCAGUCAUGAAAGUCUUCUCCUUGAUCUCGGGAGACCAACUGGCCCCUUGGUCCCCCAAGCGCAAAUCGCAAAUCUCGCUACUAAUGGCUCGCAUAAUCCAUUCCUUUGAAGGCCUGAUACUACACCCUAACCUAGAAGUUCAAGAACGUGCAGUGGAAUUCACAGAGCUCCUGAAGCUGACCGCUGAAGCAGCAUCCGGCCAGGAAGCUUCAAAAGAAGAUACUUACCAAGAUCCCCCAUUGCUGCUCACACAGGCAAUACCAUCCUUAUUUGCUGGGUGGGAACUGAAUUCGGUCGCAUCAGCUGCUCAGAAGAACGUCCCGCUCCCGCAGGAGCUAGACCUCGACGAGCCCAUAAACCCGAACCUCAACUCCCUACUCGCGUCUGCCGAAUCUAUGUCGAUCCCGGUUAGCGAAGAGGACGAGUUCGGGAGUUACUACUACCAACGACCACCUGCUACCAGCAUAGCCUCAGAGCCGGCUAUCAAUAGGUUAGCGGAGAGCCGUGACGAUGUCUCUGGUUCCUCCUACCAGCAGCCUAGUGAGGAGACGUACUUGGAUGCGGAUAUAUUGGCAAAGCGGAAGGCCGAGAGACUAGAGAAGAACCGUGACGACCCGUUCUAUAUACUGGAAGGCAAUCAGAUCCAAAGAUCUUCAACCCCGAUCCACAAUAUCCUCCAGAGUUCCAAUGGCCCUGACCUAGAUGUUGACUCAAUCCCUAUCAUGGAGCUCGACCUCGAUAAACUUGGUGCUGGUGUCGACAAACCCCCGCCUCGGACAUCCAAGCCGAUCCACAAAACACCGCGACAGAAGAUCGUCAUCGCCGCAGACGAGAACUUGGGCAACAGCGGCGUGAGCACACCAAGGAAUUAUGACUCCGAAAACAGCUCGGACGCUCACACGAAGUCCCGGGGUAAGAAGCCCAAGCAGUCCCUUUUGGGUGUGGACUCGACAAAAAUCGGUACGCUCAACCUAGAAGACGAUCCGAGCGGCCGGGGUUACGAUCCGGAGGCCCAACGGCGCGACGAAGCCGAGAUGGCGCAGGCCAUGAAGGAGGUCGAGAAACUACGCCUAGAGAUGCAGCGGGCCAACGAGCGAAUACAGGUGGCGCAGGGUGUCGACGCGGCGGGUACUGUGGUCAAGAAGAAGAAGGUGGCGAAGAAGCAGAAGGUGACUGAAGGUGACGACGAGGGCAACACGGUCAAGCCCAAGGCUAAGAAGAAGAAGAAGAAAACGACGGCUAUAGACGAAGGGGGGAAUGAGGUGCCUAUAGAUGGGGCAGCCAAGCCGAAGGCGAAGAAGAAAGCCAGGCCGGUUGAGAUUGCCGAGGGCUAG